Messenger RNA from Penicillium samsonianum, 279 nucleotides. RefSeq lists its product as uncharacterized. NCBI's taxonomy places the organism in Eukaryota, Fungi, Ascomycota, Eurotiomycetes, Eurotiales, Aspergillaceae. Gene Ontology annotation, molecular function: protein kinase activity. Gene Ontology annotation, biological process: protein phosphorylation. The transcript has a single exon. The coding region runs from base 1 to 279 and encodes 92 amino acids. The record is from RefSeq and is a predicted model, not a curated record.
AUGGAACUCCUUGACGAUGGGACUGCACUCAAGGCACCAUAUCCAGGAUGUGAGAUCGAAAACAAUAUCAUAGAUAUCGCCAAAGAAGCCAGCAUCUAUCUUCGUAUUGGACCGCAUAAGAGGCUUGUUCGGAUGCUAGGUCAUUUCAGGGAAGGUCUCAUGAUUGAAUAUAUGAAAAACGGUGAUCUCAAAACAUAUCUUCAGGCUCACGACUCGAUAUCGACGAGCCUCAAAUUGAAGUGGGCAUACCAAGUCGCAGAGGCUGUCGACCUUGCAUAG